CUCUAAAAGCAAUAUCUCAUAAUUAAGCUAAGCUCUCAUGGGGGCUUCGAUUUCAUGAGGGGCUUCAAAAUCUAAACAUCUACUGAUUUUUUUUUAAGAAAGCUCCCUCCAUAAGACCUUAUUUUUGGUUUGCCUAAAAUUAUACGGAGUUUGGAGUUUUUUUAAGAAAGCCCCUCCGUUUGCCCAGAAUUAUACCCAGUUUGGGGUUUUAAUCGGAAUCUUAUAGGUAGGUAUUGCCGUGCAGUUUAGUUUUUAUAUCUUGCAGUGUGAGAUGGGGAAGGACUCGAAGGCCAAAGAAGCGUCUGGUAAGGGCAAAGGGAAGCAGGCAUCAUCCGGCGGAGGAGAGGAGAAGGGCAAAGGAAAGGGUGCCAAGGCUGAUGGACUCGGCACCUGCACCUAUGUUAAAGCUAGGCAUAUUCUAUGUGAGAAACAAGGGAAGAUGAACGAGGCAUACAAGAAACUACAGGACGGGUGGCUGAGCAAUGGAGACAAGGUGCCUCCGGCUGAAUUUGCGAAGGUCGCAGCUGAGUAUUCAGAAUGUCCAUCAGGUAAAAAAGGUGGGGAUCUUGGAUGGUUUCCCCGAGGGAAGAUGGCAGGCCCCUUUCAAGAGGUUGCUUUCAACACACCCAUUGGAGCUACCAGCGUACCAUUUAAGUCGACACAUGGCUAUCAUGUAAUUCUGGUAGAGGGCCGAAAAAAUUGACCGAAUGGGAUGGAUAAAGGGCAUAUUUCUCCUUGUUGGAGACAUUGUUACUUAUUAAGCAAUGCAUAUUGUCAAUGAAAACUUUUGUUUUAAUAUUUAUGUUCUAAUGGUGUACUGUUGGAAUAUGUAAAUAGAAAUUUUUUAACCUGCACUGCAAAUAACUGGCUUGCAAGGUGUUUCCGUUGACUGUUAUGUUUAAUGUGUUUACAUGGUUGUUACAUGUAAGGAAAUGCAGAAUAGUACCUUUUAUAAUA
Messenger RNA from Cryptomeria japonica (Japanese cedar), 957 nucleotides. RefSeq lists its product as uncharacterized. NCBI's taxonomy places the organism in Eukaryota, Viridiplantae, Streptophyta, Pinopsida, Cupressales, Cupressaceae. Gene Ontology annotation, molecular function: DNA binding; peptidyl-prolyl cis-trans isomerase activity. Bases 272 to 703 code for a protein of 143 amino acids. The record is from RefSeq and is a predicted model, not a curated record. The transcript has 4 exons. Gene Ontology annotation, biological process: rRNA processing.